CUAGAGUCCACUUGAAGAACCUGGUCGGCUAGGUCUUUGAUGCCCCUUGAACAAAAACAAGUGCCCUCCCCCAUCUGGCUACCAUCUUGCCGUUAGAAUUGGACUUCAGCUCCUGUCCUAGUUCAUCACAACAGGACAAACAUAGGAAACUAUGAUCCCUUCCCCGCUCCACCCACGGUUUGCGCAGAGCUCACAAGCAAAACAAACUUAUUUUGAACACGGGGAUCCUAGCACGAUUCCCCGACAAUCAUUAACCUGUGCCUCUCAGCCAGCCCUUCAUAAGGCUCUGGCUACCACCAGCCAGCAUCGUCCACUGCCUGCCACUACACAACCAGCGAGCAGUGAACACCUCACACGGCCAUCUGCCCAGAGAGCUGUGACCACCGUUGUCACUACCACCUGCCCAGAGAGUUGUGAGCACGGGGCCACUGCUGCCUGCCUACAAGGUCUCAUCCACUGCUGGCUGCGCUGGGUUGCGAUGCCUGAGUUCCUCGCUGUUGUUCCUUGGCGGUUCCUGAUCCUCCUAGCCUUCCAUGCUGGUGUGGCCACUGGAACCCCCCAGCCGUGGCGCUGUGCGCCCUGCACUGCUGAGAGGCUGGGGCUCUGUCCACCCGUGCCCGCUUCGUGCCCCGAGAUUUCCCGGCCUGCCGGCUGUGGCUGCUGCCCGACAUGUGCCUUGCCACUGGGUGCCGCCUGCGGUGUGGCCACGGCUCGCUGCGCCCAGGGACUCAGCUGCCGUGCCCUGCCAGGAGAACCUCGUCCCCUGCAUGCCCUCACCCGCGGCCAGGGAGCCUGUGUACCAGAGCCUGCUGCCCCCGCCACAAGAACUUUGUCCAGCUCCGAUCGCGAAGAGGCAAAGGCUACUGUAGCCCCGGAGGGUGAGCUUCCCGGGAGCCCAGAGAUGACAGAGGAGCAGCUACUGGAGCGCUUCCACUUGAUGGCCCCCUCCAGCGAGGACCGGCCCAUCCUGUGGAACGCCAUCAGCACCUACAACAGCAUCCGUGCCCGAGAGAUCGCUGACCUCAAGAAGUGGAAGGAGCCCUGCCAACGAGAACUCUAUAAAGUGCUAGAGAGAUUAGCUGCAGCUCAACAGAAAGCAGGGGAUGAGAUCUACAAAUUUUAUCUGCCAAACUGCAACAAGAAUGGAUUUUAUCACAGCAAACAGUGUGAGACAUCCCUGGAUGGAGAAGCGGGGCUCUGCUGGUGUGUCUAUCCAUGGAAUGGGAAGAAGAUCCCUGGGUCUCUGGAGACCAGAGGGGACCCCAACUGCCACCAGUAUUUCAAUGUACAAAAGUGAAGACUUCCACACAUGUUCUCUCACACCAAAUAUUUAAGUAUAUAGUGUAUUUAUACUCUGGAGCACACCAUUUUAUAUAUGUGUAUAUGUAUAUAUCCAGGAACUACUUUUUAUACUCCACAUACUGCUUGAUGGUAUGUGUUGGUUCAUAUUUAUUCACUGUAAGUUUACGUUUUUCUACACAGUUACUUGUGCUAUAUUAAUUUAUAUAUCAUAAAGCACUUCUCUUCACCAUAUAUGUAAAUACUACAUCUCAGCUAUUCCAAAGUCCAUUUCUUCUGUUUUGAAAGGGCAGAGUGAUACUGCCUAGAACAAGUCAGUGUGAGGUAGAGAGUUUCCCAGCGGGUUUAAGGAGGAAAAUUAGCCAGCGUCUCCUCUCUGCAUCCACAGAUCUGUGUCUGAUACCCAUUUGCCAAGAAAGUUAAGAUGUUGACUAUGUAAUCAAAGCUAAAUGUAGAAACCUGCAUCUGGUUUGUUUUUAAAUGCACAUC
Molecule: messenger RNA, 1788 nt
Organism: Onychomys torridus (southern grasshopper mouse)
Lineage: Eukaryota; Metazoa; Chordata; Mammalia; Rodentia; Cricetidae
Gene: Igfbp1
Product: insulin like growth factor binding protein 1
Exons: 4
Coding region: 152-1297 (381 amino acids)
Biological process (GO): regulation of insulin-like growth factor receptor signaling pathway
Cellular component (GO): extracellular region
Molecular function (GO): insulin-like growth factor II binding; insulin-like growth factor I binding
Source: RefSeq, a predicted model, not a curated record